GCCGCAACAGUGCGGCCUGAAAUAAACAGUUGCCGUGGUAGCAAGUCGACCACAAGUCGGGAUGUAGAGCACCGUGGUUUUUAGAGACUCCAAAUGAAGGAAAUCGCAGUUUUUAUAAUGACAGCAUAGCCAAUAAGAGAGAUGAACGAGUCGGGCCUUCGCAGGAUCCCCCCUGACCAGUCGUCGGGGAGUCUGCGCACCUUGGGCAGCCCCCGUGCAAGCGUCACCGACCCCAUUUUGUCCAAACGCGUGUGCUUCUACAAGAGCGGCGAUCCUCAGUUUGGCGGCCUGCGCAUGGUUGUCAACAACCGCACUUUUAAAACGUUUGAUGCCCUCCUGGACAGCCUGUCCAAGAAGGUGCCGCUGCCCUUUGGGGUGAGGAACAUCACCACCCCCCGGGGGGUGCACGCCGUCAACACGCUGGACGAGCUGGAGGACGGCAAGUCCUACAUCUGUUCUGACAACCGCAAAGUAAAGCCCAUCAACUUGGCACUGGCCAGGAAGAAAUUGGCACCCUGGUACCACGCCAGGCCGGUGAGUUCCCGGCGCCGGAACUUGCAACGGGCCAGGGCUUUCCCUGGGCGGCAAGAACCUGUGCUCGUGCACACGCCCAAGAGACUGGUGGUCUUUCGGAAUGGAGACCCCUCCGUCAAACACGCAGUGGUGCUCCAAAAGAGGAGCACGACUACGUUUGAGUGGAUUCUGGAAUAUAUUUCGGAGAUGAUGCAGUUCCACGUAAUGAAGCUACACGCGGCCGAUGGUAGACGCGUUGAAGGGCUCCCGAGCUUGAUCUUGUGUUCCGGCGUAGUGGUGGCAGCGGGCAAAGAGCCGUUCAAACCUGCAAACUACAAUGUCCGAAAGUCAUCGGGGUCCAUGUGGCUGCCCGGGAACCGGAUGAGCGUCAGGAGACUGAAGGCGGUGAAUCGCAAAAAGAAAUCACCGUCGUACGGAUCCAAGUCGAGGAACUUCUCCACCUCCUCUGAGCGCUACAUCGUGAACAAGAUUCACAAUUCCCUCAUGGAAAGCUCGUGCGACCUGCCCAGCCAUCCCACCAACUCCAUAGGAUACGAGUCCGGACAUGUCGUUGCUGAAACAGAAGGUGACGCGCUGGAAUGCGUGCAGCCUGACGAGGACGACAUUGAGAAGUCCUUUCGAGUGAACCAAGAUGGUAGCAUUUCGGUGGAGAUGAAGGUGCGCUUGACCGUCAAGGAGGAGGAGAUGCUCCACUGGACGACCACCUUGACCCGCUCCAGCAUGGCCAAUCAGCUUAAUGUGACCAGUUUGCCCGAGCUGGAGUCGGAGAAGGACGUCUGUCCCGCCACACUGGAUUCACAAGACCCAAUCUCCUCCAACGACACCAUCAACAAGGAUGAAUCCAAAGACGACCACAACGACGAGAAUCCGCCAUCAUUGGGGAAUGGGAUUUUAAGUCAAAGUAGCUAUGAAGAAGAUGUCAAAAUGCAGGCAACAUCUCCUAGGAGUGCGCCAACCCCGGGACAAACACAAAUCAGAAAGAAGCCAGCUUCAAUGGAGAGCAGUGGAUCCAUUGAAUCUUACUCUUACCAGGAAGAGAUAGAAAAUGGAGCCCUGACAGAGCAGUACUGCGUGGUUAGGCAGAGGAGAACCAGGCCGAUCCCCAAGCCAAGAAGGCUCAGCUCUGUUGAUGCUAACGGCACGAACAGCACAAACAUGUCAUCAUAUAAAUCGGACGAAAUCAUGCAUGUGGAAUCCAGCGGGGAGGAGAUCACGGAAACCGUCUUGCAUAUUUAUGAACAGCAAACUUGCCAGGAUAAUUACAAUGCCAACUUAAGUUCAUUUCCGAGGCCCACGACUUCAGAAACCGGACAUCUACACAGAAACGACGACUUUGAACACAAAUCGUGGGAACCCUCGACAGCCUCGGAGUCUGUUAGCAUCUGGAAUGCCGGGAAGGAGCUUGUAACAGCAGAUUUGCCUUCUCCUAAGCAUGGCAGAAUAAAAGAAAUGACACAAGUAGCCAAGCCUACCAAAGGCAAAGAAAAACAACCUCGACCUAAGACCAAAAGGAUUCCCCAAAAAACAAGGAAAGGUUUGAGACGUCUUCUGUCACCUGGUAAAAGGCAGAGAGAAAAUUCAUCAGGAAAUGCGAAGAAAAACAAGAAAGCAACACCAUUCUCCAGUGCUGGGUUCAUCCGGAGAAUUUACGGGAAUAAAUUAAAACCAGCCAAAAGCCAGAAAAACCUUAAAAGGACAACGACCAAAAGCAAGGAGGGCAACGCUGGAGCAAAAAGCACGAAGCCACCAGAUAAAACACACCAGAAAGCAAACAUAAAGGCACGAGGAAUGCUGACCCAGCAGACGUCAGUGCAUCGAGAGACGAAUCGUGAUGUCAGCAAACAAAUGUCCCUUCCUGCUUUUGACUCCUCCAGCUCUGUUGCUAACGAAUAUGUCCAAAAUUGGCUUAAGAAAGUGCAUAUUAACCAAUCUACUGAAUGCCAAAGGAAAACCAAUCAGACAGAAAUUCAGGCUUCGGCAGAGAAUGCCAGAGAAUUGACAAUGCAACCUGAGGAUGUACGGGGAACUUCUGUCAGAGAGAGAAUCCAAUCCUUGGAGAACAAGAUGGCUCCAUCAAAUCUUCAGACAAAUGGAGAAGGAAUAAAUGCUCAGGCUAAAAUCAAUGAGAUGCCACCUGGAAACGAAACUAACAUCACAAAACUCGAAGAAACUUCUCCUGUUCAACCACCUCCGCCUGGAGAAGAAAUACAGAAAGAAUCCAACCCCGAAUAUCACGUGGGUUGCAACCCAAGUUGCGUGCAACUAUCAGAGAGAAGUCAAACGUCAGAUAAUCCUCCGCCAUCUGCCCAGGCUUUACCGCACGCCCAGCAUGUCAUGAGAAUCACUCAAAUGAUGGAAGCCGUGGUUUCAAAGGAGGAAGAAACCUUAUCAAGAUCUGCGUCUAUCAAAAGGGCACCUUUGGUCAGCAAUGUGUCUCUGGAAAGGAAAAUGUCCCUAAGAAAAUCUUGUAUGGAUAAAUUUACCGUAUGUAACAAUGAAGAGCAACAGCAAUCAUUCUCAGAUGCAAACAGCAACUCUUCUGCGUCUCCAAAAAGUCUUCCCUCAGAAGAGAGGCUGUCCUCGUUCAGUAUGCCAUCAAGUGAGGUUCUAACAUCUCCGAAUAAUCUCCCAUUACAAAUCAUGGGCAGUCCAAAAUCACAAUCCAAAAGGUCCCAAUCAUUACAACGCCAUCCAGGGGUCAAGAAAACAUCAGCGAAUGUCAGCCCCUUGCCAAAGAAAAGGCAGACGUUGCCCAAAUCAAAACAAAGCAAACAGAUGACACAUUCCAAAUCGAUGGACCAAGAAUUGCCUCCAGUCAGAGAAACCUCCAAAAGGACGCUCCCCAGAAAUUUGUCAUCAGACUCGGAGGCUGCAGGUAUAAGAAAAACACAAUCCCAGAGAAAGCAGAUGAACUCUCUGGAGGCCGUAAAACCAUCAGUACGUACUGCUGAAACUGCUAAACCAAGUGAUGAGCUUCAAAUGCAAGAUCAAGAAAAAUCCACAACUGACACAAAAGUAAAUCUGCCAAACAUCGUUGACCAGCCAAACAUGGAAACUGUCCUUGAGAGCGUUUGCUGCUCCAUCAAGUCCAUCCGGUAUGUCGCUCAAAGUCCAUCGAGCUUGGAAAUGACCAACAGUGUGCCAGACUUCUCCUCCCAUGUGGCCUCCACGUUUGGCUCCUCGGCCAAAGUCCUCCUGGCAUUUUUGUCCAUCGUGGCUCUUAAAGACAGCAUUGCCAACCUGAAUGUGGACCAGGUGAAGGCGAACGACGUGAGCUGCGCUGAUGCUUUGAGAAUGAUCGAAUCCCUGAAGGAAAUCGCUAGCAUGGAGAACUCCCACCUGUUUGAAGACAGACUGUCGGCUUUAUGUAAGUCGUGCUCGAGGCAGCUUCUUGACAGCUGGAGGGACUUCCAGGAGCUCGCAGACGCAUAUCAAGAGGAAAACGCCAUUGAUGACCUCAUUGAAAGUCUUGACGUACCCAAAAUAAUUAAAGAAGAACUCGUGUCUCUAUCAGUUGGUUGUAGCAGCACCGGUCAAGAGAAGCUGAAGGCAAAUUCUGAGGGUUGCAGUUCUGGGAUGGGGGAACACAAUGACGAGUUGGCAUAUGAUGAUGAAAGGCAGCAGGAACUGAACCCGGACCUCGGAUCACAUUCAGUCGUGGAACAAUGUUUGGAAGAGGAACACGAGAAUAAACCACAAGAAGAUGGCUGUUAUGUGGAAUUGAAUCCUAGCAGGAGGGCAAGUUCAGAAACAGCACAACCAGAGACCAAAGACAAAAUGCAAAGUCUGGAUGAAGAAAAGGGCUUGAAUAUUAUCAUACAGGAAAGAAUAUCUGGACAGGAUGAAGAGAAUAAAGAAGAACUCACAAUCGAGAUGCAGGAUCCAAAGAGAGACCGUCCUCGGGAUCUGGCCGAUGACGACAGUGGCAAUGACCUGAGUCGUGACGACCAUGCGGAGUCAUCCGCGCUUGAAAAUGAGCAAAUACGAAGCUCGGCUGAAGAAGAAUUGAGCAUCUAUGAGAAGGUACCAGGCUCAGAGGAGGAACAAAGCUAUUUACCAAAAUACCAAGCCCCUGUGACCGACACAAAAUGUGAGACGGUGGAGGGGACCAAAGACCUGUUCGACGAAGAGACUUCCCAGCCUGUCGCGGUCCGGGUGAGUCUUCUGGAGAAGCAGGUUGCUGAUGCCCAGAAAAAACAGUAUAACAAAGAUCACGCCAAAAAGCUCUCGCUGUUGUCCGAAGAGUCCAUUGAAACAUUUCAGCAGUGCAGCCGCUCGGCCCCGCAGUCGUCACUAUCCUUCAGCUACGACUCAAGCAGCGUGGUAACCGUGGAGCCUGAAGGCAACAGGGUCAAGAGCAUCCGUGAAAUGUUCCUGGCAAAGAGUUUUGCCAUGAAUGCAAAGCAGAGCCUGAACGCAGCGCUGCCUUCUGAGACGUCCGAAAAAGACGGCUAUCAGACACAAAUAUUAAGUGAGCAGUCAAGCAGUGAAGAAGAUCCAGUGCGGAAAUCCAUCAGCAAAGGCUUCGUGAGGAGAACCAUCGAAAGGCUUUACGGGAAGACUAAAGCUCAAGAGAGGCCCCCGUCGGCCCCUAGAACCAAAAAGAAGCACUCCGAUACUUUCUUGCCUUUUCACACAGCAAGAUGCAAAGCGCCAUCUGAGUUGUCGUACUUUAACUCCACCAGCGCGUUGGACACCUUGACCGAGGCCACGCGUUGCAUCGCUUUCAACGCGCAAGUCGGUCCCGGUGACAGCGUUCCCAUCGACGAGGGACGAUGGCUGAUCAGAGAGAACGCUCUCAUCCGGAAAUCCAUUUCCGACCCGACGGGAAUCAACACAAACCUGGUCAACUCCGCCCAAGAUGAGGACGGCUGCGAAGACACGCAAGACGACACCCCCUACUCUCUUUUCAGCACCACGUCAGAACCAGAAGAGCAUAAAAAGUCCAAAAGGUGCACCUACUUCUCUUUGCCGCAUACCAGCGACUCAGAGGUGUGUCAAGAUGAACAGAGCGUCCUGGAAGCGAAAUCGGAGAGUGGUGCCAAAAUGAGAAACGGUUCUGCUGUCGGGAUGGCGGACAACAAGGUACACCCGUUGGCGGUGCUUCCGGCGGACGGCGAGGCAGUGGUGGUGACGCAGCCCAAGAAAGGACACGGCACGGUGAACCAAAGCCUCCAGGAACCCGACGUGUUGGACGUGUUAUAUAACUUCUGCGGUGAAAACUGUCCCAUCUUGUGAAAGAAUGACUCAUCUUUGGUGCCUAUGUUUUUGAAUGUUGCCAUAGCCUUGGCAUGAACAAUAAUUUCACUUUGGUGUUCUCCGUUUGGUAUUGUGAUUUAAUGAGUAAUUUCAUCAAUACAAAAGCAUGCAGAGAUUUUACAUGGAAAAUUUUAGCCGAGGGAUAAGAAGUGUAACGAUACAUUUGAAAAUUUCAAACCAUUGUAAUUGCCUGCAUCUUUUAUUUUCUUAAAAGAACAAUUGAUAUGAUUUUAUUUUUGCGUACUUUGUUUAAAUGACCAUAUUUCAUAUUUGGAAGAAUUUUUAUAAAUGUCUUCCUGUUUACACAAGAUGAACAUUUACUUCCCUUACGUUACCAAAUGUGAAUCGAACUGUCACCUGAGUGCAGCCCGUGUAACUACAGGCGUGUAUUUUGUUUUGUUUUUGUUGACUGGUUUUGUCCGUCAUCAGGACAGAAGCUGUGGGAAGAAUUAGCGUAAUCUGUUUUUAAAGCUCUUAGGACAGAUCAAGUCCCAGCAUGUGUCAGAUGUCACGAAAGGUGCAGCUAUUAUUUGACCCAAGGUUCGGGUCACACUGUACAGUGAGUUUUUCGUACGUCGUAGUUUGCAAAGCGGUGGUUCACAUAUAUUGAUUUUGGACAUUUAGGUUUUUAAACGUGAUAAACUCCUCCCAAAUAAAUCGCCAUGGAUGUACUUACUGUUUUAGGUGUAUGUGGUGUACUCCAGAUGACUAAGGCAGCACGCCAUGCUCCUAACCUCGCCAAGCGCAGAACCA
This is a messenger RNA of Syngnathus acus (greater pipefish), 6546 nucleotides long. RefSeq names its product oxygen-regulated protein 1-like. Gene Ontology annotation, biological process: axoneme assembly; intracellular signal transduction; retina development in camera-type eye. NCBI's taxonomy places the organism in Eukaryota, Metazoa, Chordata, Actinopteri, Syngnathiformes, Syngnathidae. Bases 142 to 5772 code for a protein of 1876 amino acids. Gene Ontology annotation, cellular component: axoneme. The transcript has 4 exons. The record is from RefSeq and is a predicted model, not a curated record.